AUGCAUGUGCCUCAACCAAUGGUGAGGUCUGUGAGGGAUGAGUACGACUUCGACUCCUCAGAUGAAGAGGACAUUCGGAAUACUGUUGGUAACGUUCCUAUGCAAUGGUACGAGUCCUUUCCCCAUGUCGGCUACGACGCCUCUGGUCGUCCCAUCAUGCGUCCAACUGUCGGUCAACAGUCCUCUGAUGCUAUUUCAGACUUCCUCAAAACCAGUUCAACUGAACAGGGGGAACAAGAUGCUGAGUGGCGAACAAUCGUCGAUCCCAAAACCGGUCAGUCUGUUGUGCUGAGCGAUCGCGAUCUGGAAAUAGUCACACGUAUGAGCGCAGGAAAGGGUGUACUUGGUGAUAAGGAAGAGGAUAUUUGUCAACCAUGGGAAGACUUUUUUUCGAAUACUGUCCUUCAGAUGCCUGUUACUGCCCACCCUCCUCAAAAGAGGUCAUUUAUUCCCUCUUUGCUGGAUAGACGCAGGGUCGGUCGUAUUACACAUGCAAUAAAAAUGGGUUGGAUUCGACCUCGUCUUCCAGCCUGGGCAUUGGAAGAUGUAAAUGAUCCUGAUCAAGUUCGACGCUACGCAAUGUACAUGAGCUCUGGCAAACCAGGCGCCUUCGAUGAUUAUGAUGAAGGGGAAAUCUUAGGCUUUUCAGCCUCCUCGGUAUCCAACUGUGUGAUGCCUGAUGUGUGGGCGGAUCAGGAUGAGGAGAACACCGAGCAGAACUCCUUUGCAUGGCAGGCCGGUCUCCCGCCCAGUCUUCAGACUUACCGACCGCCACGUCCAAGGCCGUACAUGCGACCAGCUGCAGAACCGCUUCCUGGCCACGCAGAAUCCUACAACCCCCCACCGGAAUUCUUGUUGUCCGAUGAAGAAGAGCGUCAGGUAAUGAGAGCGUGGAGGGACAAGGUGAAAGACAACCAGGCUAGCAAGGUGCCGCCCAUCAUGCCCCGGCGGUUCGGAUGUCUACGUCAUGUGCCCUUCUCAGAGCGCUACCUGCGGGAGCGCGAGGAACGCAUCAAGGACCUGGUCAUGGCAGCGCGGGUGGAGAAGCAGCAGGUACACACCACCCCCGAGGCCCUUCUCCCUCAGAUCCCCAGUCUUGCUGACCUUCGGCCCUACCCCUCCCAUCUGGGUCUUGAAUACAGAUCACACAGUGGUCGGGUGACCGCCCUGUCCAUCUCGCCGUGCGGCCAGUGGUUGGCCUCCGUGUCCCCGGUGGAUGGGUGCCUGCGCAUUUGGGAAACAGCCAGCAACUAUUGUUUCCGAUGCUACCGCCUCGCCCCCGCCCUCUCAUCCAGUGGCAUCAGGCCCGCUUUGGUCGCAGAGGGUCUGCUGAGGCAGAAGCCUCCGGCUGGGAAGACGGUGGAGGCGAAAGUGGGUUCGGAUUCGGCGGAUGUGGACGAGGAGAGACAGCUCUCUGCUCACGUCGCGUGGAAUCCUAAUCCCGAGUUGCGCCUAGUCGCCGCCGCCUUUGGAAAUAAGAUAUUCAUUAUCAACCCGGCCUUGGGUGAUCGUGUGGUGGUGGAGAAGACGGAUAAAAUGCUUCACGAAUGCUGGCAGGCUCAUCUGAUCGAUGUUGAGGAGUCUAAGGCAAGUUAUUUCGUUGUUUCACCGCCGCUUAUCAACCUCCAUAAAGUCGACCUAGACGCCCUGGAAGAAGUUGGUGAGGAGGAGGAAGCCGAGGAAACAGAUGGAGCACCGGCAAACAAAAAGCGGCGGACGGCAGGGGCGAUGCACGGCCAAGUGGCGGUGUGGAGCUUCAAACCUCCUGUCCUCGCUAAUGUCACCGCUAUUAAUGCCACUUUUGAUGUCUCCAACACCUCUAUUCAAUGGGGGUCCAGUGACAGCAACUGUGGCGGUAUAGCAGGCAAACACGCCACAAGGGGCACUUUCCUAACACGAUCACUUUUACUCGAGUUGUCGCGAGUCUCCAUCGAAUUGCAUCAGGCUGGUGUCUCCUCUACUUUUAUUUCUCUCCAAAGUCUCUGCGAAUGCAUCGACCUCUCGUGGCACCCAAAGGGCGACUACUUGCUGAGCCUAAGCAUCUCGCCACUGUCGAGCGAGGCGCGGAGCCGGGCGGCGAACCGGGUACUGCUACAUCGUGUCUCACGCAUGGCCAGCCAGGCGCCCUUCGCCGCGGCCACUGGUGGGCUGGCGGAGGAGUGGCGCUCUGCCGCCUUUCACCCUGCCGGACGACCCACUCUCUUUGUCGCUGCCACUCGCUAUGUCCACACCUUCGACCUUGUCGCUCAGAAGGAGCUGCCUCGUCUCAAACUCGAUCUCUCCUCCGACCACAUUGUUACUUUUGCUGUCCAUCCCACGGGUGAACACGUUAUUGCGGCAACUAGUGACAGUCGGUUUAUUUGGUUUGACGUCGAACUCGGCAAUGUCCCCUUCAAAAAACUGCGGUUGAAUCACGGAACCGUUCGCAAAGUUCACGUCCACAGCCGCCGGCCCCUCGUCUCCGUCGCUCUGGAUGAUGGUUCGCUCUUCAUCAUCCACGGCAAAGUGUCGGAUGAUCUUCUGUCAAAACCGGUCAUCAUUCCCAUCCAACUGAUCCGCACUGGCUUCCACAGCGUUUUCAGCUGCGUCUUUCAUAGCCGCCUGCCGCACGUCUACGCUGGCGGUGAGUGCGGGACCAUUCGACAGUUUGUGCCGUGGCACUAG
Echinococcus granulosus is the source of this 2664-nucleotide messenger RNA. Its product is annotated as Ribosome biogenesis protein bop1. The coding region runs from base 1 to 2664 and encodes 887 amino acids. Gene Ontology annotation, cellular component: preribosome, large subunit precursor; PeBoW complex. The transcript has 11 exons. Gene Ontology annotation, molecular function: protein binding; ribonucleoprotein complex binding. The record is from RefSeq and is a predicted model, not a curated record. NCBI's taxonomy places the organism in Eukaryota, Metazoa, Platyhelminthes, Cestoda, Cyclophyllidea, Taeniidae. Gene Ontology annotation, biological process: maturation of LSU-rRNA from tricistronic rRNA transcript (SSU-rRNA, 5.8S rRNA, LSU-rRNA); ribosome biogenesis.